Closterium sp. Naga37s-1 is the source of this 2046-nucleotide messenger RNA. Lineage: Eukaryota; Viridiplantae; Streptophyta; Zygnematophyceae; Desmidiales; Closteriaceae. The record is from the annotation of a GenBank genome assembly.
AUGAUCUGCACGAACCCGGCAGGCAGGCGUCGCGUGCACGUGAUCUCGCCAACGGACGGUCAGAUCGUCGCCAGCUGCUGCGGCAAUACCGAGGGAUCUGCCACUGCUGCUGAUUCUGCCACUGACUCUGCUGCUGCUGGGUGCAAUGAUGACGCGAAAGGCUUCUCUUCUACGGUGGUGGAUUUCCCCUGGAAUUGCGGAGUGCUGCCGCAGACCGCCGCUGCCUCGUCAGCGGCGUCGCUGUCAGAUGCUGACGUGUUGCUUCCUGUGGAAGCCGUGGACAUUGCGCCGUCCCGGCACUCAGCUGGAGAUAUUUAUGAGGUUCUGAGCUCUCCUCCUUUCUUUCCAUCCCGCAUCGUCACCCCAUCCUCCCUUUUCCCCUGCUGCCCUCCCCCACCGCCUCCCCCUGCCUCUUCCCUGCCUUCCCCCCCACCUGGUUCUUUCCCCCCCUCGCCCCACCAGGUGCGCGCACAUGCAGUCAUCGCUAUACCCAAUCCCCUCACACUAUCCGUAGCAUACCGCCUGGUCGUGUCUGACGUCAGCGCUGAGUCAGCACCGUAUGAGCUGGACGGUAAUGCGCUCAUGGCUGUGCUUCAGCGCGUCUGCGCUUGGCUGGAGUCAACUGACACGUGGCUGCUCUCCGGCCAUGCUGACGUGGCAAUGCAGGCCACUGUGGACCCUGACGAGGUGGCAAAGGUUCUGGAUGAGACCCACGUGGCAUGGGCUGAGCUGUACGUGCUAUCUCAACCGUUCUUGCCCGCUGCACUCCUGCUAUCACCCAUACCCGAAUACCCAGCACACAGUGAACCCAUUGCAGCAGCAGCACCAGCAGCAGCACCAGCAGCAGCAACACUCCCCACACUCAUUCUUGAUUCCGCGACCUCACCCGCUCCCAGCUCCUCACUGCCUGAUACCGCCACACUCCCACACACGCUUCCACUCCCACACACGGCCCCUGCUUCUAGGCCUGGCUCUGCACCGUCCCGCACUUGUGCUGCUGCAGACACACCAGCAUCAACACAUGCGGCAGCAGCAGUAGCAACAGGAGCAGAAGCAGCAGCAGCAGCAGCAGCAGCAGCAGCAGGGGCAGCAGGGGCAGCAGGGGCAGCAGGGGCAGCAGGGGCAGCAGGGGCAGCAGGGGCAGCAGGGGCAGCAGGGACAGCAGGGGCAGGAGGGGCAGCAGGGGCAGGAGGGGCAGCAGGGGCAGCAGCAGGCAGGCCAGGAGGCCGCUCUGCCUCCAGAGUCGCUCUGCCUACAGGGGCAGCAGGGGCAGCAGCAGGGGCAGCAGUAGAGACGCCAGGCGAUGACACAAGCUCAUCAGAAGCCCCUCCAGCCCUCACAAGGCGCAGCUCCACAGGAGGCCGCUCUGCCUCCAGAGUCGCUCACUCUGCUCCUCCUCACCCUUCCGCCUCUUUCCCUUCCGCGUCUCUCGCUUCCGCCCCCCACCCUUCUACCGGGUCAUAUAUCAGUGUCCCACACAGCGGGGACGCACACAGCACUGGCGCAUACAAUGAGGGCGCACAACAGGGGGGCGCCGCGCAGGUGGGGGGCGCAUACAGUGGGGGCGCGCAGGGCAGGGGCGUACACAGCGCCGGCGUACUCAGCGGAGGCGUACACAGCAGGAGCGGACACAGCGGGGGCGGACCGGGGGGGGGAGGACAGAGGGGGGCCGCAUCCAAUGGGGACGCACAGGUAAGCGAGAGGUGGCGAAGGGCAGCAGCAGGGGCACGAUCCAUGGCUGUUGGGGCGCAAUCCGUGGCUGCUGCUGAUGGGGGAAGAGGAGGGGGCAGAGGGGGAAUGGGGAACGGAAUGGCUGGUGGAGGGGGAGGAGGAAGGAGGGGAGAGGUUGCUGGCCAUACCAUAGGCGGGCAGAAUCGCACGGCGCCAUACCGUUACAAAGCCACCGGUUACCAGCAGCAGCUAGGUCACAGGGAGCUAUUCCCUUACAGCCCCCCCAGUCACCAACAGCUAGGUCACAGGGAGCAAUACCGUUACAGAACCACCGGUUACCAGCAGCAGCUAGGUCCCAAGGGGCUAUUCCGUUAG